AUGUUGACCAACUCCACCUUAAAGAACCCGGAGGCUCUGAUCACAGCACUUGGCUCUACAGCGCCCCCUGUGGCCAAUCAGCAGGGGACCGUGCACCUGACCCCCAGCUGUCAGUCAGCCUGUGCGCGUGGCGGACCGGGCCGGAUCCAGACCUCACUGCGGCGGGCUGGCGAGGACCUGAAUGCUGAUUCUAGAGACCGACAAAGGACGCGAGGAGAGGAGGAGAUGGACCGCUUCCUGAGAGCCGGGGAGAGCGGAGGGAUGACGGACCGCACCUCCUCCUCCGUCUUCACCUCCUCCUCAGGCGACAGACACGCGGCCCUGCCCUCGCUCCAGACCCGGGGACCCGGGUCGGAGGCGAGGAGAUCCGAGCAUAAACGCAGCCGAGCCGGUCGGGAGGGGCGAGAGGACCCGGAGGCGGAGGAACAGUGCGCGGCUGCAGGAGCGGUGCGCGUCGGGCUCGGUGCGCAGCGGCGUCGGGAGGCUCAAGGACGCGGCGUCGGUGGAGAAGGUCUGGAGGAGAUGCUGUCAGCGGUCAGCAGGGACGCGGACGGCGGCGUCAACGACAACAACAACAACAACAACAACAACAACAACGGCGUCUGCGAGGUGCCCACGGCCUCUCCUGCGACAUGCGCCAGAGGCAAGGAGGAGAGGAAGGGGAAGAACGUGAUCCGGGGCUGGAAGAGGGACCGGGACCGGGACAGGGAGUGGGACCGGGACCGGGACCGGGACCGGGACCGAAACAGGGACAGGGACUGGGACAGGGACGCCGCUCCUCUUCCUCCUCCCGCCCGGACGAGGAAAGAGAAGCCCGCCGAUGGCUCGUCUCCUCCUCCUCCUCCUCCUCCUCCUCCUCCUCCGCCUCCUCCUCCUCCUCCUCCCUCCGCCGUCUUCCUCCCGUCGCGCGCCCUGCCCGAGCAUCCUCUCUUCCCUGACGGCGCCGGACUCUGCCACUGCGCCGCGCCGGAGCCCCGGAUCCCGGGAGAUAACGGCGACAUUACCGACGUCAACAACAACAACAACAGCAGCAGCGGGCUGGAUUGUGGAGCUCGAAGCGGCGGCGGCGCGCUUGUUGUCGGGCGGCAGCAUGACGACACGCCGGCGGCCAAGAAGCACCGAGGAGCCGAGAAGGUGGACCCCAUGUUCACGGUUCCAGCUCCCCCUGCUCCGGGCCACCCCGGGGCCCCCGGGUCCUCUCUGCCCUCGGCUCCUUCCUUCUCCCCUCCGGCCCUGCCAACCUCCACCUCCAAGCCGCUGGUGGUGAGGACCAGGUCUGUGGGCACCAACACCCAGGACGGAGGCGUCUCAGGAGCCCUGGAGGGCGACUCGGCCUGUCUGGGGCCCUGCCAGCCCGGUACCAGCGUCAACCUGGAGGGCAUCGUGUGGCACGAGACCGAGGAGGGCGUGCUGGUGGUCAACGUGACGUGGAGGAAGAGGACCUACGUGGGGACUCUGCUGGACUGCACCAAACACGACUGGGCUCCUCCGAGGUUUUGCGAGUCUCCCUCCAGCGACCCCGAGUUGCCCGGUGGGCGUGGCCGGGGCAAACGGAUGCGAUUGGCCAUGGCCGAGAGGCCCUGCGUUGAGUCGGCCCCUGCAGCCAAAGUCCGAGGUCUGUCGCAGCACAGGAGCCGCGGAGGUGGUAUGGCAGGAACCGCGGCUCCCAUCCACAGCAAGGGACGGAGAGGAAGCCUGAACCUCAUCAACAGCAACUGCCGAGCACCUCCUUCUUUCUUCACUGUGGAGGAGGUGAAACCUGCCAACAGCACCUCCUCUCUCUCGUCCGGGAAGCGAAAGAACAAACCGCCGGCCGACCUGGACCUCAGCUUGGUCUCCUCUGACGACAAAAACGGGAACGGGAAGAGGAUCCGAGCCAAAUCCCGCAGUGCCCCAUCCACGCCGCAGGGCAAAUCUGACCCCUCGUUCAUGGACCCCGGAGGAGGUUGCGCCUCCUCACCUCCUCCCCCGCCCAUCCUCAUCGACUGCCCCCACCCCAACUGCACUAAACGCUACAAGCACAUCAACGGCCUGCGCUACCAUCAGACGCACGCACACCUGGAGGCCGAGGAGCAGAGGAAGCCUGAGCUGGAGCCCUUGAAGGACGGGGAGAGUGAGGAUCGACUAUCAGACUGCGAGGACACCAUCAGCAACAUGACGUAUGACCUCUCAGAGACAAACAGCACCAAUGCCAACAGCUCCUCGAAGAGACCCGCUCCUCUAUAUAAGGUGACCACGGUGGGAUCUCCUAAGAACAGGCGGCUACUCCUCAGCACUGACCACAGCCCCUUAGUCAACCCCAAGACCAGAAGAACCUCACUGCUGAAAGACGGGCUGCUUGACGACCUCAGCAAUCUGCCCAUCAUCUCCAACAUGACCGUGGUUCUGGAGAACUGCAUGGUACCAGACAGGAACUCCACAGUCGAGAUGCCCAAGCUGGAAGCCGAAGGCUUGAUCGACAAAAAGGGAGGCGGGUGCGACAAGAGCAAGAAGGCCAACGGGAAGGUCGAGAAGCUGUCCAAGUCACGGACCAACCGGCCCAUCGCUCCGGCCCCUGCUCCCCCAAAGCUGAUCGCCAUACCCAACACAGCGUAUCCAACCGGCACAGCCGACACUGCCACCUCACAGCAGAACUCACCCAUGGCAGCAGUGGGCCUCACCAGUAAAAUCCUUCCUCUGAAACCCCUCAAACCAAAGCUGAGCAUUGUUGUGGAGCCGAGCCUCCUCAAAGCCACCAUGGUUACCUGCAGCAAAGAAACCAGGAAGAAAGAGAAACGGAGGCUGAAGGACAAACACAACAAAGACGCGCAAAUCAGGACGCCCAAUGGCGACAGCAGUGGAAUCAAAAUGGAAGAUGGUUGUGGUGGUGGUGGUUCCAAAAUGGGUGUCAAGGACAUUUCUGGAAGCCUUCUGAAGGAGCACCUCAGUAAGCAGGAUGUGAUGAACGGGCUCACAGAGAGCCAGGAGAGCCGUAUGGCCAGCAUCCGAGCCGAGGCGGACAAGGUGUACACCUUCACUGACAACGCCCCCAGUCCCUCCAUCGGUGGCUCGUCGAGGCUCGACUCCGGCGGCAGUUGUCUGGCAACAGACAGCAAGAACAACAGCCCCGCCUACUCCGACAUCUCAGAUGCCGGGGACGACGGGGGAUCUUCCGAAUGCCGCUCGGACGGAAUCCGAUCCAAGUCCGCCUCCUCGGCCUCUUCGGAGGCGAGCUGUAGCAGCAACCACGGCAACCCUGGUAAAACCCCGCCCACUGCAUCUGCCCCGCCAUCGAAGGACCCCCAAUCUCCGUACUACCACGGAUACGAGCCCUACUACCUGCAGGGGUACAUGCAGUCGGACAGACAAAACAGCAGCAGCGUUGCUUUCCACAAAAGCUCCGGCCUCGACAGCAAAGGUAAAGACAGGAAGGAGGAAGUGAAAGAGGACGACAAAAGCUCCUCCCACGACUUCUCGGACUCAAAGAAAGGCGACGGGCCGCCUCAGUCUCAGCUCCUGCUGGCUAUGAGCCAGACUCAGACCGCCUUGGCCCAGUCGUUGUACUACGGCCAGUACUCCAGAGGCCUGUACAUGGACCAGAAAAUGUUACUGGCCUCCAAGUGCUGCGACCAGACGCACGGUGGCAAGCAGAGGGGCGAGAGGGCACCGGGGCUGAGAGACAGCGAGGACGACAAACACAUGGUCGGGGGUUCAGCCGGUGGACCCAUGCUGGGUAAAAGUCCAGAUGGAGCCAAAGGUUGCUGUCCCAAACCCGUCCUGUCCUACGUGGAGAUGAGUGAGAGGGGAGAAAGGGGACAGAGUCUGGGCGCGAAGGCGGCGCACCUGGUGGACCAGCACCAGGUCUCGAUGAAAGACUGCGAUGACAUCAAGUCACCUUCCUCUUCCUCUUCUUCAUCACUCCACAACCCAAACAGUCAGACAGAUCUGGACUCAAAUGUUUCCUAUUCCAGUCCCUCCGACGGCCCGGCCUGGGCUCACUGCCUCGCUCACAGCAAAUACUCUGAGCUACAACAUGGGGAGGAGGCCGAGGAGGGGGAAGCAGACAGGGGGAAAGAGUGGGGAGCGACCGUGGAGCCUGCCGGGGCCAAGAUGACCUCCGGAGGAGGAGGAGGAGGAGGAGGUGUGGGCGGAGAUGCCGAAAAUGCCAGGGUGCACGAUCUUCCGCCGGCCAUCGACUUGGAGGAUCCGGACCGACUGGACGGGCUGGACGAUCAAGGCCAGGAGCCGAUGGGAGUUCUGGCUGAGGAGUCCCAGAACGCCCGGGCGGCGGUGUCUCCUCCCAUGACACCCCAGCAGCCCUACAUCCAGUACCAGCACUCCUCCUACCCGCCCUACCUGGCGAUGUGCGAGGGCGGUGGGGGCUCCUACAGAGGGGUGUCCCCGACCCUGGUCCACAACUACCCAGGUUUCCACUACCCUCUGUAUGGUAAGACGGCGGGCCGUGAGGAGUCCGAGGUGACUCCUCCCACCAGAGGAGGAGCUGUGGGCGGGCUGCAGAGCGGCGACGCCUCCUCGUCCUCGUCCCUGGAGCUGCAGCAGCAGCAGCAUCUGUACCACGGGAAAUCCCCCGCCCCCGGUGAGAAGGGUUCCCCCGAGGGAGAGAGAGAGGCGGAGCGCGAGAGGAACCACGUGUCGUUUGCCCGACACCUCCACACACACCAUCACACACACCUGGGCAUGACCUACAACCUGAUGUCAGGCCAGUACGACAUCUACCAAGGGUUGAGCUCGCGGUCGCUGGUCUCCAGUCAGCAGGUGUCGGGUCACUCCUCCACAGAGAGCGAAGGGAAGAAGUAG
Molecule: messenger RNA, 4797 nt
Organism: Cyclopterus lumpus (lumpfish)
Lineage: Eukaryota; Metazoa; Chordata; Actinopteri; Perciformes; Cyclopteridae
Gene: znf608
Product: zinc finger protein 608
Biological process (GO): regulation of transcription by RNA polymerase II
Cellular component (GO): nucleus
Source: RefSeq, a predicted model, not a curated record